Messenger RNA from Leptidea sinapis, 1070 nucleotides. RefSeq lists its product as uncharacterized. The transcript has 2 exons. Bases 54 to 518 code for a protein of 154 amino acids. The record is from RefSeq and is a predicted model, not a curated record. NCBI's taxonomy places the organism in Eukaryota, Metazoa, Arthropoda, Insecta, Lepidoptera, Pieridae.
UCUCUGAAAUUAACUAUAAAAUUUUAUUAUACAUUUGCCGCAGUCACUGAAGGAUGUUAUUAAAAAUUCAAUGGCAUUUCCUUCUGCUAUCCACAUUGCAAAUUACGAGCGCCGAACAUAAAAUAAUUGUAAAACUGGAUCCCGAAGUUAUAAUAAAAUCUCUUAUAUCUGAGUCAUCGUUGAAGUAUCUGCAAAAAUUUGCCGAUGUUUUUGCUGAAAAAGUUGCUCAAAGAUUAAUUGGUGGCGUAAUGGAUAAGGACCGGGAACACAUGAAUUAUCAAGAUAAAGAGAAGCAAUCUGCUAAUCAAAGUAACGACAAGGCAAUUCACAGAAUCACACUAAACGAGGAAGAGGCUUUAACAUUACUAGAGAAGCCAUCACCUGAUGGUGAUAACUUGAAUAUUAAUACAUCCUUUGAAGUAUCUAAAGAAGAGGGUAAAUCUAAGAAGAAUAUUCCUGUAUACAGUCUCAUGAAAGUUAAUGGAAAAUAUGUUAGAAGAUUCUUGGGACUUAUAUAAAUGUUAACCAUAAACAUGAUAUUCAGAUAUUUUUUAUUAUGAGAACUGCUAUAUUAGUACUUCUAGUGAUGUUAUUUGGAAAUAAUAUAAUUGUUAAGAAAAAAAUCAUAAUAUUCAGAUAUUUUGUUUUGGCGACAGCAUGGUUUUCAAUGCUUUAAUCAAGAGAAAAAAUUCAUGAACGCAGUGAAAUUAAUGAAACAAAUAUUUUUUGGGAGAGUUUGGAAACAGUAUGUUGCCAUAGCUAUAAAUCAAAUUUCUAAUGAUUGAGGAAUGAAAGUAUGUAAGUAUAUGAAUUUAUCGAGCAGUUAUAAAAUAAUUAAACACAAUCACGAUAAUUAAGUCCCUUUGGUUUCCAGUGUUGAUGGAAAUCUGAACGUAAGGGGGGAUCUGUGUAGAUAAAUUAAUAACCUUAAUUGAUAUUAUACAUUCAUUCUACAAAAUGCCAGUAGAGUCUGUCAAAUAAAUUUAAACAAAUUUUAGGUAUGUGACCUCUUUCAGUGAUUGUAAGCUACUAAUAAAGACAUUAAGCCUAAAGUUAACUGCUAUAAAUUA